AAGUGUUACAGCCAUCUGGAAUCAGCGAAUUGAUGAAUGACGGAGAUCAACACCAGUCAAGAGGCAAAUUCUUCAAACAAGCGAUCUUGCUCGCUACAGGGUGCGAACGGCGACACCCGAUAUAUUCAGACGAAAUACCACGAAACACAUGUGAUGGCACAAGCUUUGAAGAAUCAACACGAGUAGAGAUUCAUUGUGGGGGCAUCUGAUAAGGUAUCUCGGCUACUUGUCGUUGGUAGCGACAAACCUGUUCCAUAUGUGCAUGCGGGCGAUUUUCCUUUCUGUCGUUGAUGGUGAGUUUCAGAAUUGGCGCCUGGCUUCCGCGAG
Molecule: messenger RNA, 327 nt
Organism: Ectocarpus sp. CCAP 1310/34
Lineage: Eukaryota; Phaeophyceae; Ectocarpales; Ectocarpaceae
Source: the annotation of a GenBank genome assembly